Coprinopsis cinerea okayama7#130 is the source of this 1143-nucleotide messenger RNA. RefSeq names its product U1 snRNP 70K protein. Gene Ontology annotation, cellular component: U1 snRNP; U2-type prespliceosome; precatalytic spliceosome. Bases 1 to 1143 code for a protein of 380 amino acids. Gene Ontology annotation, biological process: mRNA splicing, via spliceosome. The record is from RefSeq and is a predicted model, not a curated record. The transcript has 5 exons. Gene Ontology annotation, molecular function: mRNA binding; U1 snRNA binding. Lineage: Eukaryota; Fungi; Basidiomycota; Agaricomycetes; Agaricales; Psathyrellaceae.
AUGCCCGGCACUCACCUUCUCCCACCCAAUCUUUUAAAGCUUUUUGCCCCUCGACCGCCGCUCCCCUAUGCUAGACCAGUCGAUAAAGACAUUGACCGCAUCCGCAAGAAAAACGUCAGCGGUGUCGCCGAAAUUCUCCAGCGCUUGAAAGAGGAGAAUACGGACAGUCUGUUCAAUGCUGCCAACAACGACGAGCAGAUGGAAGAGGGGGAGGAGCCGGUCUUCACGCAUGCUGAGGAGGUGAAGAGGCAAAUACGAAGGGAAGAACGAAAAGCGAGGAAGGCAGAGGAGUUUAGGAAGGCCAAAGAGUCUUACAAACCAGCAGACGACCCUGAAGCUAUUGGUGACCCCUACAAAACCCUUUUCAUCGCUCGAUUACAUAAAAGCGCGACUGAGACUGACCUCCGCCGAGAAUUCGAAGGGUACGGUACAAUCGAACGAGUACGAAUUGUACGGGACAAAAAUGGUCGAAGUCGUGGAUACGCGUUUAUCGUCUACGAACGCGAACGCGACAUGAAGGCUGCUUACAAGGAAUCCGAUGGUUUGCAUAUCAUGGGUAAGAGGAUCCUCGUGGACGUGGAACGCGGUCGGACUGUGCGAGGCUGGAAACCGCGUCGACUGGGCGGAGGAUUGGGUGGCCGACCCAAGAAGGUCGAACCUCUCCCACCACCCUCAGGCCGUGGUGGGUUCCGAGGCGGGUUCGGCGGACGAGGAGGGUUCAGAGGACGAGGCGGCGGAUUCGGCGGACGACCCAACUUCAACGACCGUGGACCCGGCGGAUACGACAGAGGACCAGGUGGAUACGGUGAUAGAGGGGGGCCAGGCGGAUACGACAGGGGAGGCGACCGAGGUGGAUUCCGUGGUGGAUAUGGUGGGCCACCAGGAGGAGGAUACCGAGGUCGAGGCGAUGAUCAUGGAGGCUUCCGUGGUCCUCCUCGUGGUCAAGGUAUUGGUUACCAUGGUGGGUUCAACGACCAGCCCAACGGUUACGGUGGUCCCCCUCAUGGUGGUCCCCCACCCGGCGGACACGGCCCACCCGGAGGAAUGGGAGGCGGGUAUGGUGGAGGCGGAUACAGACAUGACCUCAAACGUGAAGGACCCGGUGGCUACGACGACAGGGACCACAAGCGUCCUCGAUACUAG